AUGUCUACGCAGAGAAACUCAUCAGAUCCUCUUAAUCCAGCAACAAUCUUGUCAAUCAUCGAGAAAAGCCUUCCAGAGAGAGCUUCUAAUGACCAAGAUGCGCCACUAAAAUCUUGUCAAGAUGUUUUGGCAAUAUUGUUUCAUACCAUUAUGCUGGCUGUAGACUUUCGUUUUAUCGGACUUGGGGAAGAUGGGACUAUUGCUUCAUCGACUGAAGAACAAGAUACAAUCCCACGCCUCCCAAAAGAAUGGAAUGCCAACGGUCCAGAUUCCUACGCCUUUCGAUACAAGCAUCCACAAUCGUCUCUGAUGUUUCUUAUAAAAUCAAUACGACUUGCGGGUAAAUUUCUAGUACAUGGACUGGCAAUUGAAGAUAACAAAACGUCUACAUUAGAAGUAGUCAUUGCCGACUACACGUCUGCGUCAUUUUUUCCUUACAAUGGCAGAGAGCCACUCGUAAAUGGAUUCAUAUCUGAGAGCAGAUUGAAGGACUUGAUAAGUUUAUAUAAGAUAAACAUACUACAAAAGUUAAUCCCAGGACUGAAUAAGCCAGGGUAUGAAGAAACAACACAGACAACACCUCCUAUACGUGCACAAGGGACACCACAAUCCCGGAAUGAUCCAUAUGACCCGUUACGUAUCCCACCAAGAGUACCGCCUACGUAUCCCGCACCACCAGUAUUCGAUGACCCAUUUAGUGUAGAAGGCCCACGAACAAAUCCCUUCAGUGUCGGUGGUGACGAUUUAGACCCUUUCGGUUUUAGUCCGUUAUAUCCCAGGUUCGGAGUCGGAGGAAUACCGCCACCCAAUCGAGGCGGUGGCAUGCAUGUUGGCCUUGAUCAUCCGAUGUUUGGGCCAAGAGGUGGUAUUCGGGAUGACAGGGGAUUUCGCGGUGGCCCACCAACAUUACCUAGGGGUGCUGUGCCGCCAGGCGCUCGCUUUGAUCCAAUAACUCCGUUCAAUACUAAUCCUCGCCAAAAUGUCGGACGGAAUCCUACUUACUUCAGCGGCGAGCCUGACAACGAUGAACCACCACCACCGGGGUACAACGACAUGUUCAUGUAG
This is a messenger RNA of Paraglomus brasilianum, 1065 nucleotides long. The record is from the annotation of a GenBank genome assembly. Lineage: Eukaryota; Fungi; Glomeromycota; Glomeromycetes; Paraglomerales; Paraglomeraceae.